Messenger RNA from Brassica napus (rape), 738 nucleotides. RefSeq names its product glutathione S-transferase T3-like. The transcript has 3 exons. The coding region runs from base 1 to 738 and encodes 245 amino acids. The record is from RefSeq and is a predicted model, not a curated record. Lineage: Eukaryota; Viridiplantae; Streptophyta; Magnoliopsida; Brassicales; Brassicaceae.
AUGGAGGAAGAACAGCGAGAUAUGAAAGCACACAAAGCAUACUACGACAUGCUUGAUUUCGUUGCAAAUGCGCAACAGGGGAUUCCCAAACUGUGCCCAUGUGGAUCAAUCACGAAGGAAUUCGUAGAUGAAGAGGAUACAUAUGACUACCUCCCCGGGAAAAUAUACUUCAUCUGCAAAUACUACCAGGUCCAAUGUCCUGAAGAGUCUAGUGUCAAAGAAAGGAGAAAGUGGUCUGUCAAGGAGGAUAUAAUCCUCAUUGGUGUUUGGCUCAACACCAGCAAAGAUUCAAUAGUGAGUAAUGAACAAAAAGGUGGUGCCUUCUGGAAGAAGAUUGUAGAGUACUACAACUCCAGUCCUCUCCUGGUUGGGACAGUGCCAAGAGAACUAAGGCAAUGUAAGCAACGAUGGGCUAGGAUCAAUGAUUUGAGGAAGCUUAGGCAUGAUGUAAAAUGGUGCUCCACCUAUUUGGAGAAGGACAAGGAUAAGCGCAAACCAGUGGAUUCUCCUGUGCCAGAGCCAAAAGAGAGACCAAUAGGGGUUAAGGCUGCUAAGGCUGCGGGCAAGAGGAAGAAAACUGGUAAAGAAGAAGAAUUGGCAAACCUAGAAGGACUGUUGGAGAUGAAAAAGCAAAUCUCAAAGCAAAGUUUGCUAGAAAGUGUGCUUGCAAAGCCCGAGCCACUCUCUGAGAUGGAAUUAGCUCUCAAAAUGAAACUUUUGUCUGAAAUGUUGUCAUGA